This is a messenger RNA of Photinus pyralis (common eastern firefly), 5054 nucleotides long. RefSeq names its product CD109 antigen-like. Gene Ontology annotation, cellular component: extracellular region. Gene Ontology annotation, molecular function: endopeptidase inhibitor activity. The record is from RefSeq and is a predicted model, not a curated record. Lineage: Eukaryota; Metazoa; Arthropoda; Insecta; Coleoptera; Lampyridae. The coding region runs from base 349 to 4887 and encodes 1512 amino acids. The transcript is spliced from 17 exons.
ACCGGUGUAACAUGAUCACAAGAGCGUUUGCCAUAAAAAAAUACAUUGUUCUGUGUAUUUUAUGUAAAAAUAAGUUAUACCAUAAUAUAACACAUACUAUGGUUAUAUGAAACAAGUGAAGUAUUAAUUUAUAAACAAAAUUUGUUAUAACCUAUUGUUUAAAAUUCAAAUGUGUACUUAAUAUGACCUGUAGGUGUAGCCUAGACGUCUGGCCAGGUGUAUCCUUUUAAAUUUAUGCAGCUCUACUUUAUCGUCUAGUAAAGAUGAUACCUAUGUGACUUUUACUCACAUACUUGUAACAUAGUUCAAUGCUUUUACUAUCAUAGUGUUUUAUUUGUUUUACGAUAAAUGAGUGUGCCAGACUGGAUAGUCUCCUUAAGAGACAAACUCACACUUUUUAUUCAAAAUUACAAGUCCAAUGCUGUGUGGAAAAAAACAGUGGGUAUAUUGCUUGUAUGUGUUGCACUUUUCAUAUUUUUGCUUCGAAAUAUAAACAUUGAGGAUGAAUUUACCGAUGGGUACUACAAAGUUAUUGGACCGAGACUGGUUCGCCCAAACAGCGAGUAUAAUGUUGCCGUAACGAUCCAAGCGACGUCAGCUCCUACUGCUGUUGAUGUCACUCUCCUAGGACUGUCUGACACUGGUAGGCCUUUCAGCGCCUCUGAAAGUCUUACAGUUCUACCAUACACUUCGAAAAUAGCUCGAAUACAGGUGGGCGAGAUAGAACCAGGCAACUACAGGCUAUCAGCUCGUGGUAGCGGAGGGAUGCAAUUUCAGACAACAACACCUCUUUUAUAUCUACGUAAAAGUUACUCAGUAUUCAUACAAACAGAUAAGGCAGUUUAUAAACCUGGGCACAAAUUGUUGUUUAGAGCACUUGUGUUAAACUCACAAUUGCGGCCUGCAUUUGAUAUUAGAAACCAACCUUUUACUAUACACAUUACAGAUGGAGAUCAUAACAUUGUUAAAAAAUUCAAGGAUAUAACAGCACCUCGUGGCGUUUUUACAGGAGAAUUACAACUGGGCAAACGAUUAGUGCUGGGCGAUUGGAAUAUUGUAGUAACAAUUAACGGUGAAGAGUAUAAUAAGACCAUACAAGUGGCUCAUUAUGUUUUGCCAAAAUUUGUAAUCGAUAUACAAGCACCCAAGCAUAUCACAUUUAAGGAAAAUAUACUUAAAACUCACAUUUUGGCAUUGUACGAUUACGGUAAAAAGGUUAAAGGUGAUGCCACGGUUACUGUUUAUCCAACAAUUCAUUCUGGUGUUAUCCAGCCAAUCUUUCAGACGCCUAUUCGUAAAGUAAUUCCGAUUGAAGGUUCCGCUACUGUUGACUUUGACAUCGCCGACGAGCUCAAGUUAGGAGAUGAGUAUGAACGCACUGUUAUUAUUGAUGUUACAAUCGAAGAAGCGCUAACAGGAAGACGACAAAACAAUAGCAUAGAAGUCUAUUUGCAUAAAUACGAAUAUAGCAUGGAAAUAAUAAAGACUGCAGAUUAUUACAAACCGGGGUUGAAGUAUAUAGCUUAUGUGAAAGUCUCCAACCAAGAUGGGUCAGCAUUGCGAGCGGAUCGCAAUGCAGUUAAAGUUCGUCAUGGGUUUUCGCGAGUGAACGAAGUGUACCAGGAAACCAGUUACCAGCUAGACAAAAAUGGCGUAAUUAAAUUGGAAUUAUUUACUCCAUCGCAAUAUAGUAAUGAAACCGCACUACGGAUUGAAGCAGAGUAUAUGGAUUUGAAAGAGGUGAUGCCUCCAGUUCCCGCCGCGACUUCGCCAUCAAACACUUUCUUGCAAGUCAAUCUAGUGUCUGAUAGAACGCCAGUUGCCAACGAAUUGGUGGAGUUCGUCGUCAAUUGCUCGCAGCCUAUGAAAUACCUUAGCUAUCAGGUGAUCGGACGUGGAAACGUCUUGUUGGCUAACAGUGUUCAACUGGAAAAUAAAAAGGAAUUUAAAUUCCAUUUCACCACUACAAGUACUAUGGCACCCAUGGCACAUUUAUUGGUUAACUAUGUUCAGCCAGAUGGAGAAGUAAUUGCGGAUUCUAUCAACUUUGAGAUUGAUGGCGUUAUCCAAAAUUCAAUUGAUCUACAGCUGAGUACCGUUGAAAGUCAACCUGAUGCCGAUAUAAACCUAGGAAUAACUUCCCAAUCGAAUUCGUACGUCGGUUUAUUGGGAGUAGAUCAGAAUGUGGGAAAAUUAAGAGGGGGAUAUGAUCUAACGUACCCGAAAAUAGUAGAAGAACUGCAAAAGUACGACAUCGCCGACACAUCACCUUACUCUUCGGUAAUGAAAGAUGCGAACUCCCACUUCUUCUGGAAACCGGGAGUUAGUAAUACGCAUGACGUUUUCCACGAUUCUGGUACAGUUGUGAUGACAAAUGGUCUUAUUUCAAGAUUUAGGCCUACUCUGGAGGAUAUUUAUUUGCGUCCAGUCUCUUACGGUAGCAGCACAGUAAAGCCGGAUCGCGGUGUAGGCUUAGCCUUUCACACCAUUACUAGACCCCCGUUAGCCGGACCAUACGCUUUCAGUAGAAUUCCUAAACCUGUUUGGGAUAAACCCAAAGUUUAUCUAUCACAAAACAUUGCGGACACGUGGCUUUUCACCAAUUUCUCUUUGAAUAUUGAGGGGAAGACAUCGCUGGGAAGGAAACUGCCGAAAUCGUUGACUACAUGGGUAGUAACUGCAUUCUCCUUAGAUCCAAGGUAUGGGUUGGGAUUGAUGCAAUCGCCGAAGAAAGUGCAAGUCUCAAAACAGUUCGUUGUUACCAUUGAUUUACCGUAUUCGAUCAAGCGAGAAGAAACUUUGGGCGUUCCAAUUGUGGUCUACAAUAACUUUAACAAGGAAAUCACUGCCGAAGUGACCAUUCACAAUUCCGAACAAAAGUUUAAGUUCGCCGAUGCUGCAAAUGACAACAAUGGUACCAACAAAAUCGAGCUGUAUCGGAGAAAAAAAAUUUCGAUUAAGCCAAACAGUGGAAAUUCCCUAACGUUCUUCAUUACACCAAUGAAAUUGGGGCAGACAGAGAUAAGAGUUAGCGCACUUGCAUCGGGUUUGGGUCAAGAGACGGUUACAAAAGAUCUUCUCGUUGUGCCUGCAGGUGAGACGCAGUAUUACUCCAAAUCAUUAUUGAUUGAUUUACGCAAGGCAUCUUCGUACACUGGCAACAUAAGCUUCGAAUUACCUACAAAUCUGGUAACGGGUUCCGAAAAUAUUGAGGUGUCCGCGAUAGGGGACUUAAUAUGGCCGGCGAUUAUCAAUUUGGAUAAUCUAAUAAGGCUACCUACAGCUUCUGGCGAACAAAAUCUGAUACAUUUCAUACCAAAUAUAAUCAUUUUAAAUUAUUUGUUGAACAAUCGGCAACUGUCGCCGACCAUUUUAGAAAAGACCAUUACCAGUUUAGAAAGCGCCUAUCAAGAACAGUUGAUGUACAAGAAGAGUGAUGGAUCAUUCGGCGUUUUUGGCAGAAGGGAUACCAACAGCAGUCUUUGGAUUACGGCAUAUGUAGCGUUUGCCUUUAAACAAGCAAAACCUUUUAUUUACGUUGAUGACAAAAUAAUUACGGACGCGCUCAAAUGGCUAGAAAACAACCAAGCACAAAAUGGAAGUUUCGUUGAGGUUGGCAAGAUCAUACACCACAAUGUGCAAAGUAACGAUCGAAGUUUGGCUUUAACCGCAUUCACGUUAAUCGCAUUCAUUGAGAACCAAAGAACGAGAAACGAGUACACAAACGUAAUAAAUAAAGGUUUAGAUUAUAUCGGCAGGACACUAAAUGAGAGUGACAGUAUCUAUACAAUUUCAAUUUGCUCCUACGUCUUUCAUCUCGCCAAUCAUCCAGGGAAGCAAGGCACUUUAAAUCUGCUGGAUACAAAGGCGCGAACGGGCGAUCGUUUGAAGUGGUGGGCCGAACCUAUUUCGAAGAACGACGAGAAAAAUCCUUGGAACUCUCUUCCCAGAUCUAUAGAUAUCGAGGCGACAUCUUACGUUCUGCUAUCGCUACUAGAAGCGAAUUUACUCGACGAUGCCAUGCCUGUCCUAAACUGGUUGGUGCAACAGCAAAAUAGUCUCGGCGGAUUUACAUCGACACACGACACUGUUAUUGGAAUGAUCGGGUUUAAUAAACUUGUAGCGAAGAUGAGCGGCGGUUCCGAUCUUGAAGUCAACAUUAAGUUUAAAGGGGGAGACGAUAAGUUCCGCAUUAAUUCCGAUAAUGCCAUGAUAGAGCAGAAACUGCAGAUUAGUAAUGAUGUCAGGCAAAUAAACGUAACAGCGCAAGGUCGAGGACUAGCGAUCAUAAGAGUCAAUUAUCGUUACAAUACAAAUGUUACUGGUCCAUGGCCUAUGUUCACACUAGAUCCGCAAGUUGAUAAGAACACCAAUCAACAUCACCUGCAACUAUCAAUUUGUACAGCAUUUGUGAGUAAAAAUUUGACAACUCAACCGGAAAGCAACAUGGCUGUAAUGGAGGUGAAUCUGCCUUCCGGUUUCACCGCAGACAUCGACGCCCUUCCAAGUUUGGAAGUCUCACAGCACGUGCAAAAAGUCGAAACUAAGAAUGAUCACACAACCGUGGUACUGUACUUCAAUAACCUCACUGUUACCGAAUACUGUCCUACCGUUUCGGCUUUUCGUACUCAUAGAGUCGCCAGGCAAAAACCUGUUCCGGUGAUAGUAUACGAUUACUAUGACAGCUCAAGAAGAGCCAGAAUAUUUUAUAAGACUAAAAACGUUGAGAUCUGUGAUAUCUGUGAUGAGGAGGAGUGUGGAAAUCAAUGCACCUCUGCCAAACCGCAGACCGGUGAUGGUGGUAAAACUGGCGGAGGUUCAAGUAGCAUAAGUAGUGACUGGAUAUGUUUCAUUUUAAUGAUCACGUUUGUGUGGCAGCAUCAGUAAUUUUUUGUACUUUUAGAUUUGACAAUUUUUCACUAGUGCCUAUAUUAAGAUAAUGAUCUACAGAUUUUCUAGCACGUUUACUAUGUGCCCUUAACAAAUACUAAAUGUGAUAUUAAAAAUGUAAUAUUUUUUAAGUAAUAAAAAUUAAUAAAUUAACAUCGUCAAAC